AUGUCUCCUGUUCCCAUCCCCGCCGCGUCCGAUGACAUCGCGACCAUUCUGCAGGCCGUCACGCCGCCGACGAUGCCCCCGCACCGGUCGCACGACCCCUCCAACAAUAUGAAGCGCAGUGACCCCUUCCAAUUCGGCUCUCGAUAUUUGGAACAAGGCGACGAUGUUUUCGAGUUCAAUGCUUGGGACCACGUGGAGCCUGAUGACGAGUUCAAGGCGUUCGCUGAGGAGCAGUAUGCGAAGCAGCGCGACGCCCCAGUAUCGGAGUUCGAUCGGAAUCGCUUCAACGCCGACCCGGCCAAGUGGUGGAACCUCUUUUACAAAAACAACACGUCCAACUUCUUCAAGAAUCGCAAAUGGCUGCGCCAGGAGUUCCCGAUCCUCGAUGAAGUGACUCGGGCAGGAGCGGGCAAGCAGGUCGUGUUGGAGGUCGGUGCAGGCGCCGGUAACACCGCGUUCCCGCUGCUGGAAAACAACGAAAAUGAAGAGUUGAUGGUGCAUGCCUGCGACUUCUCCAAGACUGCGGUUCAGGUCAUUCGUGACAGCCCCCAGUACAACACCAAGCACAUUACGGCGGAUGUGUGGGAUGUCAGCGCGACCGGGGAAGAAUCACUGCCCCCCAACGUGGCGGAAGGAUCCGUUGAUGUCGUUGUUCUGAUUUUCAUCUUCUCUGCCUUGGCUCCUAACCAGUGGGAACAGGCCAUCCGUAACAUCUAUCGGGUUCUGAAGCCAGGUGGCAAGAUUCUGUUCCGUGAUUACGGGCGUGGUGACCUCGCUCAGGUUCGAUUCAAGAAGGGCCGGUACAUGGGAGAAAACUUUUACAUCCGCGGAGACGGCACGCGCGUAUACUUUUUUGACCGGGACGAGCUGGAGAAAAUGUGGGGCCAAUGGACUCCGGAGAAGGGACUGCCCGAAGGCCUGGUGGCUGAGGCCACUGCCAAGGACGAAACCGCUAUCACUGAAGAGGCGACUGUCAGCGAGCAGUCGGGCGCUUUCGAGGUUAUGAAGUUGGCUGUCGACAACCGACUGAUUGUCAAUCGACAACGCAAGAUCAAGAUGUAUCGUUCUUGGAUUCAGGGUCACUUUGUCAAGACCGAUCACGUUGCUGCUGCCGCUAGUGAGAAGCAGGAAUCGUGA
Messenger RNA from Aspergillus saccharolyticus JOP 1030-1, 1137 nucleotides. RefSeq names its product tRNA(Thr) (cytosine(32)-N(3))-methyltransferase. NCBI's taxonomy places the organism in Eukaryota, Fungi, Ascomycota, Eurotiomycetes, Eurotiales, Aspergillaceae. The coding region runs from base 1 to 1137 and encodes 378 amino acids. The record is from RefSeq and is a predicted model, not a curated record. Gene Ontology annotation, molecular function: tRNA (cytidine-N3)-methyltransferase activity. The transcript has a single exon.